AUACACAACACAGCUCUGGAGAGCUACAGAAGCACAAGAUCUCUGAGUAACUCCCUUUGAAAAUACUUGUGAUGUUUCUUGCUAAGGCUUUGCUGAGUGGAGGAAGUGGUAGUGGUCAAGGAGAGAGCCUUGUACGUGGCCUAGGAGGUCUCCUAACAGGAGGUGGACAUGGAGGAAAUCUUGGAGGACUUGUUGGAGGUCUUGUGAAUCUGAUAAGUGAAGCAGCAGCUCAGUAUAAUCCGGAGCCGCCACCACUUCCUCGCAACCAUUUUACGAAUGUGGAGGCUUCUGAGAGUGAGGAAAUUAGACAGUUCCGUCGCCUUUUUGUCCAGCUGGCUGGAGAUGAUAUGGAAGUGUCCGCUACAGAGCUAAGAAAUAUCCUGAAUAAAGUGCUUUCCCGACAUCAAGACUUGAAGACAGAUGGCUUCAGCUUAGACACAUGCCGCAGCAUGGUAGCUGUCAUGGAUACCGACACAAACGGCAAACUGGGCUUUGAAGAGUUUAAGUACCUGUGGAACAACAUCAAGAAAUGGCAGUGUGCGUACAAGCGCUGUGAUACCAAUCAGUCAGGCAUUCUUGAGAGAGCUCAGCUGCCAGCAGCCUUGCGGGCUGCAGGGUUCCAGCUGAACGAACAGCUCUGCCAGGUAAUCAUGCGCAGGUAUGCCAGCGAGGAUGGCAGCAUGGAUUUUAACAAUUUCAUUAGCUGCUUGGUGCGACUGGACAGCAUGUUCCGGGCCUUCAAGUCACUGGACCGCAAUGGAAAUGGGCAGAUCAAAAUGACCAUUGAAGACUGGCUGCAGCUGACCAUGUAUUCGUGAAAACAAAGCAGAAGAGGAUAAGCUUCAUUUGAAAGAUAGACAUGGAAGACUACAGUGCUGUUGUAUUAUAGAACUGUAGCCGUUUCUUUAUUGUAAGGCAGAUAUAGCUAAAGAUACUUUGCUUAGCUGUGAUUCCUCUUGUGUAUGCAGUUAGUCUUCUUUUCUGAAGUUUGUGUAAGUUGUCAGUUGUACAGAUGUAAAAAUUAUAUCUGGAUUCUGAAAUGAGGGAAUAUGUUGAAGGAUCAAAGCUUAGUUACUUCUUACGGAAUGUGGGCUUAUAAAGGAGUUUAAGUAUUAUAUAAAAAAACUUGAAGCUUGGUAGUGUUUGGUGAUAUUACUGUGCCAAUUUGUCAGCAUUCACUUAGCUGAAAUAAAGCUGUGCUUGCCUGAAGGCAGUCACUGGUAAAGUUCA
Messenger RNA from Gallus gallus (chicken), 1230 nucleotides. It is a transcript of the gene CAPNS2, whose product is annotated as calpain small subunit 2. The transcript has a single exon. Gene Ontology annotation, molecular function: calcium ion binding. The coding region runs from base 72 to 818 and encodes 248 amino acids. Lineage: Eukaryota; Metazoa; Chordata; Aves; Galliformes; Phasianidae. The record is from RefSeq and is a predicted model, not a curated record.